Messenger RNA from Mugil cephalus (flathead mullet), 2088 nucleotides. Its product is annotated as claudin-4-like. Bases 1263 to 1898 code for a protein of 211 amino acids. Gene Ontology annotation, cellular component: bicellular tight junction; plasma membrane. The transcript has 3 exons. Gene Ontology annotation, biological process: cell adhesion; bicellular tight junction assembly. NCBI's taxonomy places the organism in Eukaryota, Metazoa, Chordata, Actinopteri, Mugiliformes, Mugilidae. Gene Ontology annotation, molecular function: structural molecule activity. The record is from RefSeq and is a predicted model, not a curated record.
CUGUGUUUCAUCAGAUCAGAAUAAGAAUCUCUUUAUUGGCAAAAUGUACACAGGAAUUUUACCUGGUGUAACAGCACCACAGGACAUUAAAUAAAAAGACUGUUAAUAACCAUAAUAUAUAGAUACUAAGUGAUUAUAAUAUAGACACAGUACAGUAUAUGAUACUGUAAGGACACAUAAGGAAAAUAAAAAACACAGAAAUUAAAACACAAUAAAAAAUAAAUAAUAUAUAUAGUAUACAUGCAAACAGAUACAUAAUAUACACAUAUAUCACAAAAAUAGCUUAUGCGCCGGCUCACCAACUCUGCAGUUGUGCUCUAAAUAAGACAAACAUUAACUGGGUAUAGUUUUAAGUUUACAAAAGUGCUUCAACACCAGAAAAGUAUUUGCCCUCAGAACUCCCGAGAGUAUAUUGUAUUUUCUCCAACUGUCCGAUCACUAAACCAUAGGGACACUUUGGGUGGAUCCUUUUUGAUUUUGUUUUCUAUGUCUUCUGUUCUGGUGGUAGCAAAUAUGACCAUAGCUGCACUGAAGGGUUGAAGAUCAAUUUUCAAAGCUUCUGACAAGCUAUUAAAGGUUGUUUCCUACAUUUAACACGACUUCACCUUUCCCUCCGUCUUAAAAGUCCUAAAAUCCACCCACACUCCCGAAAGUGUGCGACCGUUUUUGCCGACUGUGGCCUCUGGAAGGCUCAUGAGAGCUUGCACUGAAACCAUCUCUCCUCAGUCUUAAUUGUGGAAAUUCCUCCGUGGCUCCUUGUGUGUGGAACCCAAUCUCCAUAGCCAGGCUCAAGUACCUUUAAUGAACCUACCUCGGAUAAAAUAGAGGUAUUAUAGUCCUAACGGCAGUUCUGGCUCCUAAACACUGCCUCCAUUCAUUUCCGAAACAAUCUGAUUCUCUCUCUGCCUCCGUGUCCCCCCCCCGUCUCGCUAUCCCCUCUUUUUGGGACAGUCUGUCAUCUGGACUCACUUGGCGUGAUGUUCGCUAUUUCCCCGACAUCUCCCCUCCUGACGUCCUCUCGCCGCCGUGGAAAUCUAUCGAUAACUCGAGCGGCGCCUGGACUGUAAAGUUCUUUCCUGAGGAAAAACCUGCAGGAGAACACAGCAGCUCUUCAUCAGUGCAAGAAACUCCACCUGAAUGUGUGACGUCCCGUCGUCACCAGUGAAAACACACAUCAUCAUCAUUAUCAUCUACUGUGACAUACUGCUGCCUAGUGGACAACUUUCUCCACGGCUUCAAAGGGCCGAGAGCGUCUGUUCCCCAUGGCUCUGCAGGAGUUGGGCAUCAGCCUGUCCCUGACCGGCGUCGCUGGCACCAUCCUCAUCUGCGCCCUGCCCAUGUGGAAGGUGACGGCGUUCAUCGGCACCCACCUGGUGGUGAUGCAGGUGUUCUGGGAGGGCUUGUGGAUGACCUGCGUCAGCGAGUACACGGGCCAGCUGCAGUGCAAGCUCUACGACGCCCUGCUGGACCUGUCGCCGGACCUCCAGGCGGCCCGCGGCCUCAUCUGCAUCAGCCUGGUGCUCGGGUGCCUGGGCUUCCUCAUCUUCCUGCUGGGAGCGCGCUGCACCAACUGCCUCAGACACCCGCGCAUCAAGGCCCGGGUGGUGGUGAGCUCCGGGGCCAUCUUCUGCCUGGCCGCCCUCACCGCCAUGGUCGCCGUUUCCUGGACGGCCAACACCGUCAUAAGCGACUUCCACAACCCCCGAGUGCCCGAGGUGCUGAAGAGGGAGCUCGGGGCGGCCAUAUACGUGGGCUUCGUGACAUCCGGGCUGCUGUUCUGCGGAGGAGCUAUUCUGUGCACCAGUUGUCCCCCAGAGAGGACCAGGUUCCCCUCGAGUGGCUACGCUAGGGCCAAGGCGGCCACGCACAGCAGCUACGCCAUCAAGAACUAUGUGUGAGGGGUGAACGCGUACGCGGAUGAUACUAGGCAGGCGUCUGAGUUUAAAUAUACACGAUCAGCCAUAACAUUAAAACCACCGACAGGAGAAGUAAAUAACAUUUAAACCGUCUUGUGACGUCAAUCUUCUGCUGCUGGGAAACAUUUGGACCUUGACACUCAUUCGUUCCUGUGGAUGAUACUUAGACGUG